This is a messenger RNA of Macrosteles quadrilineatus (aster leafhopper), 2890 nucleotides long. RefSeq lists its product as uncharacterized. NCBI's taxonomy places the organism in Eukaryota, Metazoa, Arthropoda, Insecta, Hemiptera, Cicadellidae. Bases 126 to 2501 code for a protein of 791 amino acids. Gene Ontology annotation, molecular function: protein binding. The record is from RefSeq and is a predicted model, not a curated record. Gene Ontology annotation, biological process: centrosome duplication; centriole replication; regulation of cytokinesis. Gene Ontology annotation, cellular component: centriole. The transcript is spliced from 7 exons.
UUGAGUUAGCGUUUUGUGAUCAGAAUUCAAACAAUGGCUUGAUGAAACUGGUUUCUUUCAAUUCACCUUAUUUAGUUAUUUAUCCUCUGUCGGUAACAUUUAAAAUCUAGUGUCAGUGUGGCAAAAUGGAACAACCAUCGCUUGAAAGGCCGAGUAUCAUGUUACCAAAUAAUUUAAACCCGAAUGGCUACACAUCAUGUAUUAAGAUUUCUGGAAUCCCUAUUCUUCCGCCCUUGAUCACUGAUGAGAGAAGGAAAGAAAUCAACAAUGACAAGCAAAAAGCUGUUGAAGUAGAAAAGAAGUUGAAAGGGAAACGCAGUAGCAUUGAUAGUGGUGUGAUGACCGGAAGUUAUACAGACCAUUUAAAAAAUACAGAAUUUCAUCAGAGUGAGUCACAAUUUGAUCAAUCUUCCUUUAUCGAUUUGACUCUGAAAAAAGACUUUGAAAAUGACUCUUCCAUGCAAUCUUUUGAAUCAAUGAGUUAUGCUGUAAGUGAUAGUUUCUUAAAGACUGCUCUAGAAGACCCUGAAUUCAGAGAUUUCUUCUCUUCCACUGCUGAAAAAAUAUUCAAAGAUAACAAAAUUGAAACCCUUCUAGAUAUCCCUGGUGAAAGUGAUACAACUUCUUUACAGUUAAAUCAAGUUUGUAGUAAAGAAAGUGAAAUCCAGUCUUCAGCAGGUUUUUCAGAAUCAAGUUUUCAAAGAGGUUCAGAUUUUGUUGAUUUGAGUUUUAGUGACAAUGACAGUCUUGCUCCUUCUGUUGCUGAAUCUAAAACCACCCUUAGGAGCCCAGAAAGUAUAAGAAAUAGGCCUACUGAAGAUGACUUGGAAUGCAGGCAAGACGAGCGUCCUUCUUUACCUCCUAGGAUCAGACGAAACUCUUACACUCUGGAGAGUCCGAGCCCUGUCCUGCUGGAACAUAUGGCUAAAGAGAAAGCAAACAAUAAAACAACAUGGCAAACGCUCCCUGAUAAGAAAGAGAAAACCAAAGGACCCGGAUUUAAAACAUUUUCAGGCCGAAGUCAAAGAAAACACUGGAACAAGAACGCUUGCAAUCAGUCUUCCAUAUUAGGAGUAGAAAACUAUCGUUCCAAAUACACAUUAAGGAAGUCUAACACAUUUGUUAUGCCUGAGACAAGGGUUAAAGCGAGCAAUUAUUCACUUCCUGCUAGUUCUCGUACAAGUCCUGUGGGCUAUUCAUCAUUUACUCGCUCUGUUGACUGUCUAAAAUCUUUGGAGGAAAACUCUCUGUAUGAAAUAGCGAAACAAAUAAGGGGUAAUUUAGGUGCAAGCACUGAAUUGGCAAACAAAAUGAGCAGGCCUAUCACUAACUGUAAAGAUCUCAAUGGAGAUGUGGACUCCCUCUCAACCUCACUCAUGCAAAAUGUUUGUGAAUUGCAAUCUGCGUCUUCUAAUAAAACUUCACCUACUUCAUUAAUCAAUAAUCCCUCAAGUUGUGACAAAUCAUUCUGCAGUACAGAACACUGUUCUCCUCCUCAAAUAGACUUAAGUGAUUCGGCCAGUCAGAUUUCAGUCACCACACAAUCUACAUACAUCCAGAAAAAUUCACAUGACAUUGCCAACAUUUCCAAUGGGAACAUUUCAAGCGUUAUAAAUCACUCUGAUCUUGAUGAUUUAGUUUCAUUAUGUAGCAGUAUGAGUAUUUCCAGAUAUUUACCUACAAAUGAUACUUCAAGACCUUCAACAGCUGAAUAUACGUCAGGAACAAGUAUUCACCUACUGAAAAUUAAACAUGAAAAUGAACUUAGAGAACUGCUUGAAAAGCAGCGUAAAGAAGAACAGAUUUAUUCUCAACUAAUUUCUACAAGUGGGUCUUUGGCAAGCAGAACUACAACAAACUUAAGUAAUGGCGAUCCUUUUGAUUCAAAUCAUGAAGUAUUAGAUUUUGAGAAAAAGGACUCGUGUAGCCGUGAAUUAUUUCCUAAACAAAAACCUUAUGAAGGAGAAAUGUAUACUAAACAUAUUUUUGACUACUCAGAGAGAGAAAAGGAAGCAGCUACCAAACUCACAGCUUGUGCAAAAGGUUAUUUGACCAGAAGGUUGCUGAAAACUGAGAAAGUUCAGCAGUUGAUUGAACUGAUUAAGGAAUCGCUUACUUGUGCAUUUGCUCUGCAGAAAGAACCGCAUUUGAAACCAAAUGAUCUGGAAUUGCACGCUCGAUUAGCUCAUCAGUUGAACGCAGCACUCUGCGAACUGCAGGAUAUUGUCUCAGCCCCUGUGUCUACCAGAAUGGCCAUCAUUUCUGCGGACAGAGAGAGACUCCGCAGACCGACGUCCAGGCCUUCCUCUGCCAUCUCUGCAGCUACUCGUAAGAGCAUUCUACGCCGACAGCAGAGUUUAAACAGCGAAGAAAAGAAACCUCGUCAAAGUAGAACAAGAACCAAAUCUUUCUCUGACAAUGGAUACACAGGCCCAACAUACGGAUCUCGAGGAAGAAGUGGUUCCGCCAGCACAAACAGCAGCCGUCAGCCUUGGAGGUGAAUGCUGAGAAGCUCAAGCACCACUAAAUCUGUGAUUAAUAAAGUCAUAUUUUUAUAUUUGUAAUUUUAUGCAAUAUGAAGUUGCUAGAGUAGAACUACCAUUGAGGUCUUAGUGUUUUGUAAAAGACAUGAGAAAAGACAAGAGUCUGAAUCUGAAAUUAAAUCAUAGUUCCUUAUUUUGUAAACAACAUUUACUAUAAGCUGUGUGUAUUUUUAUAUUUUUACCGUAUAGUUAAGUAAGUACCAUUGUAAACACAUAUCGUUAGGCUUAAUUAAGAAAGCUCUCUAAUGAGGCAUUGUAUACAAGUGCAGUAAAAAGUAAAUCUAGGAUUUAUAUAACUGUUGAAAAAACCAAUUUUAAGCCUGUAAGAAUCUUUGUUCGUACAGUUA